This is a messenger RNA of Triticum turgidum subsp. durum (durum wheat), 1449 nucleotides long. The record is from the annotation of a GenBank genome assembly. NCBI's taxonomy places the organism in Eukaryota, Viridiplantae, Streptophyta, Magnoliopsida, Poales, Poaceae.
AUGCUCGGCGCCAUCCUCCGGUUGCGGCUCCGCGUGCUCCGGCGCCACCUCCGUCUCCGCCUCCGCGGCCGCAGGCGGCGGUGGAGCUGUCGGUCCCGGAGAGGGGGCGGCGGCGAGGCGGGGGGUGAGGAGGAGGGGGCGCGCGAGCCGGUGCUGCUAGUGUCCGGGAUGGGCGGGUCGGUGCUGCACGCGCGGCGGCGGUCGGACACCAAGUUCGACCUCCGGGUCUGGGUGCGCAUCCUCCUCGCCGACCUCGAGUUCAAGAAGUACCUCUGGUCGCUCUACAACGCCCAGACCGGGUAUGUGGAAUCGUUGGACGACGACGUGGAGAUUGUGGUGCCGGACGACGAUCAUGGCCUCUUCGCCAUCGACGUUCUCGAUCCUUCCUGGUUUGUAGAGCUACUGCAUCUGACUAUGGUGUACCAUUUCCAUGAUAUGAUUGAUAUGCUCCUUGACUGUGGAUAUGAGAAAGGAACAACACUAUUUGGAUAUGGUUAUGAUUUUCGUCAAAGCAACAGGAUAGACAAAGCAAUGGCUGGUUUGAGAGCAAAACUUGAGACGGCUUACAAGGCCUCUGGUGGGAAAAAAGUAAACAUAAUCUCCCAUUCUAUGGGAGGAUUGCUAGUACGCUGUUUCAUGUCUAUGAAUCAUGAUAUAUUUUCAAAGUAUGUUAAUAAAUGGAUUUGCAUUGCUUGUCCAUUUCAAGGUGCCCCAGGAUGCAUCAAUGAUUCUCUUCUAACUGGACUGCAGUUUGUUUAUGGUUUUGAAAGUUUCUUUUUCGUUUCUCGAUGGGCGAUGCACCAACUGCUGGUUGAGUGCCCAUCAAUCUACGAAAUGCUGCCAAAUCCAAACUUUGAGUGGAAGGAAAAACCAUUCGUUCAGGUUUGGCGAAAGAAUCCUGAAAAGGAUGGAACAGUAGAGCUAGUUUUGUAUGAAGCAACUGAUUGUGUUUCUCUGUUUGAAGAAGCUUUACAAAAUAAUGAGCUCAAUUAUAAUGGGAAGACAAUUGCACUACCAUUCAAUAUGUCCAUCUACAAAUGGGCUACUGAGACUCGCCGUAUUCUUGAGAAUGCUGAACUACCAGAUACCGUGAGUUUUUAUAGUAUACAUGGGACAUCUUAUGAAACACCAUAUGAUGUUUGCUAUGGCUCUGAAAGCUCCCCAAUUGGAGAUCUCUCAGAAGUGUGCCGCACAGUGCCUACAUACACAUACGUGGAUGGAGAUUGCACUGUUCCUGUCGAAUCAGCCACGGCUGAUGGGUUCCCAGCGAAAGAAAGGGUAGGCGUCAGGGCCGACCACCGAGGGCUGCUGUGUGAUGAGAAUGUGUUCAAGCUUCUCAAGAAAUGGCUCGGCAUAAGCGAGAACACACGGGGUAGGGUGUCGAAAUCGCAAAUCAUGGACAUGCUCCCAGAAAGGACGUCUGAUCAGGUCACUCUCCGCAGAGACUAG